Hansenula ciferrii is the source of this 519-nucleotide messenger RNA. RefSeq lists its product as uncharacterized. The coding region runs from base 1 to 519 and encodes 172 amino acids. The transcript has a single exon. Gene Ontology annotation, molecular function: structural constituent of cell wall. Gene Ontology annotation, cellular component: cell wall. NCBI's taxonomy places the organism in Eukaryota, Fungi, Ascomycota, Saccharomycetes, Phaffomycetales, Wickerhamomycetaceae. The record is from RefSeq and is a predicted model, not a curated record.
AUGCAAUUACAAUCAGUCGUUUUAUUAGGUUUAGCUUCCGUUGCUUUAGGUCAAUCAUCAGCUGCUGCUCAACCAAUCUCACAAAUUGGUGAUGGUCAAAUCCAAGCUUCUACCAACACUGAAGCUCCAGCUCAAGCCUCAUCAGCUGCUGCUCAACCAAUUUCUCAAAUCGGUGAUGGUCAAAUUCAAGCUUCAACUGGUACCGCUCCAGCUUCAUCAGCUGCUCCAGAAUCAUCUGCCGCUCCAGCCUCAUCAGCUGCACCAGUUCAACCAAUCUCACAAAUCUCAGAUGGUCAAAUCCAAGCUUCAACCAACACUGAAGCUCCAUCAUCAUCAGCUGCUCCAGCUUCAUCAGUUCAAGCAAUCUCACAAAUCUCUGAUGGUCAAAUCCAAGCUUCAGCUUCAUCAAAUGGUACCCACAGUGCCACCGUUUCAGAACAAUCUGAAAACGCUGCUGCUGGUUCUUUAGGUGGUGCUGGUUUCGCCGCUUUAGCUGCUGGUGCUUUAUUAUUUGUUUAA